Molecule: messenger RNA, 2013 nt
Organism: Astrephomene gubernaculifera
Lineage: Eukaryota; Viridiplantae; Chlorophyta; Chlorophyceae; Chlamydomonadales; Astrephomenaceae
Source: the annotation of a GenBank genome assembly
UUAGGCAACAGUUGCACUGCUGCUACCGCGGCGAGAUUAGCUUUAGGGGUCGUGUACUAUUCAACCUCCAAGCACAUCCGCCGCCCCGCGACAGUUCACUUCCUACUGCUAGGCACCUAUUGCGUUACCUACUAUUGGAGCUGAACCAUGGCAAGCCAGACAAGCAGCAAGCUCCUGGCACCGCUCGUAUCCAGCGUGCAAACGCAGCGAGCUUUGGUAACGUUGGUGCAGCCGAUAGCUGCUUUGGGCGCUGCACACUUCAGGACUUUCUCGACUUCUCGGUGCGGGCUUAACGAGCAACAGAAGCCUGAGGCGAGCACGUCAGGCAACACCCAGGAGCAAGAGCAGCAGCAACCCGGAACCUCGGGUGAGCAGACUCAGAACUUCUUCAACAGCUUCAAGUCGGGCUAUGAGCGCGUUAAGUCUAAAGCGGCUGGUGCAGCGGGCGGUAGUGGAGAGGAGCCUGCGGCUAAGCGCCUGAUGCAGACGUUAGCAAAGGACCUCCGAGAGGUGCUGCUACCAGCACAGGACAUAACCUCCGCUACUCGCGUUUACAACGGCCCCGUUGCAACUACUACCUACGAUGGCCCCACGGCUCUGGUUAUCUCUCAGCAGCAGGCUACCGGGUGGCAAAAAACCUGGAACACCGUACAGGAUAAGCUGGGCGGGAUUCCGGUGAUCAACAAGCUCUUCAACGUGAAGGUGACCGACACGGCCGCCUACAAGAAGAGCCAGGAGAUGGUGGAGGACCUGAAGGACAAGUACGAGACCAGCGACCACCCCAUGGUGCACAAAGUGGAGGACAUCAAGGCGCAGAUGUUCACCGGCAGCGAGGCCUCCCGCGCCAUGCGGGAGAUCCGCUCCCGCGACCCCUCCUUUGACAUGAACCGCUUCGUGCAGAUGAUCAAGCUGGACGCCCCUGGCGUGGUUAAAGCCUUCCUGAAGCACGACCUGAACACGCUGUCGGAGCACUGCGGCCCCGAGCUGCUGGAGCGGUUCACCGGCAUCUUUAAGCACUUUGAUGAGCAGGGCAUUUAUGAGGAUCCCGCCAUCCUCUUCGUCGGCGAGGUGGAGAUCGUUGAGGUCCGCCUGAUGGACGACGACCCCUUCGUCAUCGCGCAGUUCCACUGCCAGCAGCUCAAGUGCACGCGCGACAAGUUUGGCAACGUCAUCGAGGGCUCCUCCAACCAGAUCCAGCGCGUGUACUACUUCUGGGGCCUGCAGAUGGAGCGCAACCCCAUUGUGACGCCGGAGGGCAAGGUGCUGCCGCCGCGCUGGGUGAUCAAGGACAUGAUGUGGCAGUCCAUGCUGGCCCUGGUGUAAGCGGCGGGGGGCUGCCCUGCUGAGGCCAUUCUGUAAGCUGCUGGGUGCUCUGGUACGGCUGCCGUCUGGUACGAUAGUUCCCCUAGGCCGAUAUAAGCGGCCGCUAGGUACCGUUCGUAUGGCCCUGGGCUGCAAGGCGGGCUGAGUAGAGGUGGUGGAGGAAGGAUGGCAUGGGCUCUUGGGCUCUGCUGUGUGACUGAGGAACACCGUGGCAUGGGGCCUUGGGAUUUGGGGUGUUGUGACCGCAGCCGUGGCGUGCUGGUACUAAGGGUGGGAGGCGGCGAGCUUUUUGUAAGGCGUUGCAAGGGCGUGUCCCUUCUCUGAGCCGUGUUGGCGCUGCAACGCUGCCAUUUGAUUACCUUACAAUGGAGGGUAGCGCGGACCCUUGCUAUACCUCGCAACAGGGAAGAAGGGAUCUGACACACUUAUGUUAACGUGGAUAUAAGGCAGGGAGGGGCGUUACAUUAGGGGUGUCGUUACAUACGUCUGCUUUGCUCAUGGCUUUAUAAGUCGCUGUCUGGUCGUUGAUUGUCUGCAAGCAUGCGUGCAUUGUGUGGAGAACCCAAACUCUCGUUGGUCACCUCUCACGGGCUGGGGUGGGCGGCUGUUUUCGCGUGUGGUGGCAUGCCGCACAGUUUGGGCACGUGCCUUGAACCUGAUAUGAAGGAAUGUGUUAUCACGAUACCAUCA